AUGGGAUUCAUAGUCGGACUUGUGAUCGGACUCGCCGUGGGAAUCACCAUCAUCAUCGGCUUCGUCAAAGCCGAGAAUUAUCGAUCCAAGCUUCGCUCUGAACUCGCGAAUACGGUGGCUGCAUUCGCGAGGAUGACGGUGGAGGAUUCAAGGAAGCUUCGUUUUAUCCUUCCUGGCUCGUCUUCUCCCAGCGCAGCUUCGGAGCUUAUAAGAGCAUCCGUGGAGCCUGUUCUCGAGCAGUAUCGACCUGCCGUUGUUGCUUCCUUGACAUUUUCUAAGCUUACUCUCGGAACCGUGGCGCCUCAGUUUACAGUUGACUCCAUCUCGAGCUAG
Eruca vesicaria subsp. sativa (arugula) is the source of this 333-nucleotide messenger RNA. The record is from the annotation of a GenBank genome assembly. Lineage: Eukaryota; Viridiplantae; Streptophyta; Magnoliopsida; Brassicales; Brassicaceae.